AUGUGGGACAUGAUUGCUGGUUCCAUUAGAAAAACAGCUACCGAGGUUCUAGGGGUAUCGAGAGGAAUCUUUGGUGGUCGUCAAAGAGAUUGGUGGUGGAAUCAAGAAGUACAACACAAAGUGAAAGCUAAGAAGGUUUCCUAUACGGAGUGGUUGGAGUGUGUGGAUGAGGAGGAGAAAAGUAGGCUUAAAGAUAUCUAUAAGAAAAUGAAGACGGAAGCGAAGUGGCGAUCACCAGUGCUAAGAAGACAACUUUUGAAUGCUUAUAUGUCGAGUUAUGGAAAAAAGGUUCGACGUGCUAUUAGCAGGAUGAAGAGGGGGAGAGCGACUGGGCCCGAUGAGAUUCUGGUGGACUUUUGGAAGAGUACUGACAAGGCAGGUUUGGAGUGGUUGACUAAGUUGUUUAAUGUUAUUUUGAAGACUGAUAAAAUGCCUGAUGAAUAG
This is a messenger RNA of Solanum dulcamara, 444 nucleotides long. RefSeq lists its product as uncharacterized. Bases 1 to 444 code for a protein of 147 amino acids. The record is from RefSeq and is a predicted model, not a curated record. Lineage: Eukaryota; Viridiplantae; Streptophyta; Magnoliopsida; Solanales; Solanaceae. The transcript has 2 exons.